Molecule: messenger RNA, 1095 nt
Organism: Tetrapisispora phaffii CBS 4417
Lineage: Eukaryota; Fungi; Ascomycota; Saccharomycetes; Saccharomycetales; Saccharomycetaceae
Gene: QCR2
Product: ubiquinol--cytochrome-c reductase subunit 2
Exons: 1
Coding region: 1-1095 (364 amino acids)
Cellular component (GO): mitochondrion
Molecular function (GO): metal ion binding
Source: RefSeq, a predicted model, not a curated record
AUGCUAUCCCACGCUCAUAAACUACAGUUUUCAAAACAAUCGAUUAGAAGACUGUCAAUAGUCGCCAAACCAAACGUUAAUAACGAAGAAUUAUCCCUUCUAUCAGUUAAAGUGAGGGCUGGAUCUCGUUUUGCUUCAAAAGAUGGUGUUUCUCAUUUACUUUCGAGGUUCAACUUUCAAAACACUAACAAUAAAUCUGCUUUGAGAUUAGUAAGGGAAUCUGAACUUUUAGGUGGUAGAUUUGAAUCCACUGUCGACAGGGAAUUUAUCACUUUGAAGGCAGCUUUUUUGAAGGCAGAUUUGCCUUAUUAUCUCGAAGCAAUCGGUAACGUUCUUUACAAGACAUCUUUCAAACCACAUGAACUAGUCGAAACAGUAUUACCUGCUGCUCAUCAUGAUUUAACUCUAAAUAAUAUUCACCCAAUCAAUAAAGCCGAAGAUUCGCUAUACAAUUUGACUUUCAGAUCAGGUUUAGGUAACCCAGUCUAUUUCGAUGGUGUGGAAAAGAUUUCUUUGGAUGAGUUAAAAGACUUCGCUAAUAAAGUUUACACUAAGGAAAAUAUUAUCAUCGAAGCUGAAGGAAUUGAAGAAAAUGACUUGAAAAAAUUCGUCACUGAAUCUGUCAUAAAUUCUUUGCCAGCUGGUUCCCAAUUAAAGGCAGAAAACCAAUCCAUCCAUACUGGUCAAACCUCGAGGUUAAGACACGUCGGUGAAUCUGUUGCAGCUAUUGCUAUCCCAUUGAAAUUAGACGAAUUACCAACAUUCCAAGUAUUAAAGAAUUAUUUAUCCACAGAUGUCUCUGGAUUAUCAGAUUUGAUCACCACUAUUAAGUUGGAUGCUUACUCCGAUGUGGCUUUAUUCUCUUUGUACGUCAAAGGUCAUGACACUAUAAAGGUCGGCUCCGAUAUCAAGAAAAUCAUUUCUGAAUUGAAAAAAGGUAUCAAUAUCUCUUCUGCUAAAUCAUUCACUGAAUUGCAAGCAUCCUUACAGAGCGCAACUGUUGAUGUUUCAAAAGUUAAAGAUUUCAAGUUGACUAAUUUUAAUUACUCGGCUGUAGGUGAUGUUACCAAAUUACCAUACUACAAUGAAUUAUAA